AUGGAAGUACAACCACAAUCAAGGCCCUCAGUCUCCGGCAAUACGAGGGUGCUAAGAAUCCCCGGAGGUAAAACUAAACAAACUUUAAACAUUGGAACAUGGAAUACUAGAAGCUUGUAUGAAGCAGGAAAAUUAGCUAACACGAUUUUAGAAAUGAAGAAACACAAUAUUGAUAUACUCGGCGUAAGCGAAACAUGGUGGCCUGACUGCGGAGAAUUCUUUUCUCAAAACACAAAGAUUUAUUACUUCGGCAACCAAAGCAAACAUCAUCGUAAUGGAAUAGGCAUACUAAUGAAAAAGAAUAUUGCAAAAUUUGUCACUGGAUUCAUUUCCACAUCCGAUAGGGUUAUGAUGGUGAAAAUAAAUGCCAAACCACUUAAUAUAAAUAUUAUUCAAGUAUAUGCUCCAACUGCUGACAAAAGCGAGGAAAUAGAAUCUUUUUAUGCUGAAUUAAAUGAACUUAUGCGACUGACCAAAUCACAUGAAACAAACAUUAUUCAAGGAGACUUUAAUGCAAAGGUUGGAAGAGGAGAAGUUCAAGGAGUUGUGGGCCAGUAUGGACUAGGUGAAAGAAAUGAUAAAGGAGAUCGACUAAUACAAUUCUGUCAAGAAUAUAAACUAAAGAUUUCAAACACUUUGUUCAAUCUACCACCUCGUAGACUAUAUACGUGGAAAUCUCCAUCUGAUACUCCUGAUAACAUUAUCAGAAAUCAAAUAGACUUCAUCCUAAUUAAUGAUCGUUUUUGCUCUUCAGUUAAGAAAGUUACAACUUACCCAGGCGCAGAUGUACCAUCUGAUCAGAAUCUUCUAAUGGCGAAAAUUUGCAUAAGAUUAGCAUCAAAUCGCAAAAAGAAACCAAAGCUUAAACUCAACUUAGAAAAACUACGAAAAGAUGACAUAAAAUGUUCAUUAAAAAAUAAUCGCAUUAGUAAUAUUGAUUCUAGGAAUCCAAAUAAUAUAUGGGAACAACGAUAUAUGGGACAACGAUUACAUCUUCAUCAAAAGAAACUCUUGGAUCAUAUAGGAAAGAAAUAA
Teleopsis dalmanni is the source of this 1035-nucleotide messenger RNA. Its product is annotated as craniofacial development protein 2-like. The coding region runs from base 1 to 1035 and encodes 344 amino acids. Gene Ontology annotation, molecular function: catalytic activity. The transcript has a single exon. Gene Ontology annotation, cellular component: nucleus. The record is from RefSeq and is a predicted model, not a curated record. NCBI's taxonomy places the organism in Eukaryota, Metazoa, Arthropoda, Insecta, Diptera, Diopsidae. Gene Ontology annotation, biological process: chromatin remodeling.